This is a messenger RNA of Botrytis cinerea B05.10, 1298 nucleotides long. RefSeq lists its product as hypothetical. NCBI's taxonomy places the organism in Eukaryota, Fungi, Ascomycota, Leotiomycetes, Helotiales, Sclerotiniaceae. The coding region runs from base 248 to 1108 and encodes 286 amino acids. The record is from RefSeq and is a predicted model, not a curated record. The transcript has 2 exons.
GUGCCUCACAAUGUGUAACAUUGCUGAAGGGGCUAGAACGAUGGCUACGAAACUAUUAAGAUUUAGUGCCUAGGUGCUAGUGCAGGUAAAGUCAUAUGGUACCUAUAUCACAUGACUCAUGUUCCAACAACUAUCAAUCUGGAUGAAAGUCAAAUGGGACGUUUGACUCCUAUCGAUCAUAUCUCCCUAAUUUCUCCUCAUACAUAAUCGUAAUCAACGUCAGUCCUUUAUAAGAUCUUGAGCGACAAUGUCAACACAAUACGACGCAAUUGGUGCCAAUUAUGACAUUCUUUCUGAUCUCCCGACCCAGCAGUUAACACACUCAGCUAUGAUUGAACGCCUCGGCCCUAUUGUUCAAUCCAGACGAAUCCUUGAACUUGCGUGUGGGACAGGCUUCUAUACUCUCGCAAUGUUGAACAUGGGCGCUUCUCAUGUGACUGCGGUUGAUAUCUCAUCCGUUAUGGUCUCUGCUGCUCAAAGUAAGAUUCCAGAUGAGAUGAAAGAACAUGUCACUUUCUGCACUGUAAACUGUGCUCAAUUAUCUAUGUGGAAUGAGGACCAGCUUCGUGGUCAAGAGGGGACUUUUGAUAUCGUUGUCGCAGCUUGGUUGUUGAAUUAUGCAGAAACACAAGAGGAGAUGCAAAAAAUGUUUGAAAAUAUACGCUUUGCCCUGAAGCCUGGAGGAGUCAUGAUCGCAUUGACUGUUAACGCGUCAAUCAUCGACAGUUUCCGACCAAGUGAUUCACCUAACCAUAGAGAGGUACAUCUUGGGUUAGUCUAUGAUUGUAUUGCGGUCGUCGAGGGUGGGUACAAAAUGCUUCUUUCCAGCGUGCGAACUGGUGAGAAGAACAUUAAGUUCGAAUGGUAUUUCCUACGAGAGGAGGUUUAUCAUCAGGCAGCAGCUGAAGCAGGCAUGGGUCCGCUCGAAUGGAACGUGGUGUUGCCAGACGAACAGCAUCUUCAAAUACAGGGCCUGAAUGAUUGGCAGGCAUAUUUGGAUCGUCCUAUAAAUGCUAUUUGCGUUUCGAGAAAGCCAGAGGUGGAGCUUCAAGAACAAUGUUCUACCGACAUUAGUUCGGGUUCGGAACUGCUAGUAAAGACUGAAUAGUCAUCAAUCUGUACCAAGAGCCCUCACUUUUCCUUUGCGGUAGUUCUCAGGUCCCUAGGCAGUGAUAGAUAGUAUUAAUACAAAGCGACGAUAUUCUUGUCAUACCAAGCUAAUGUGAGAGUAUCCUUGAGCCCCGUCAUUUUUUUCGGGAAAAAAUCAGACAAAAACGCAGAGUAAUUGACGUGGCGCA